Thlaspi arvense is the source of this 378-nucleotide messenger RNA. The record is from the annotation of a GenBank genome assembly. Lineage: Eukaryota; Viridiplantae; Streptophyta; Magnoliopsida; Brassicales; Brassicaceae.
AUGAUUGUUCAACAACCUCACAUUCUUACACAUAACAUGGAUCUUGCAUGGCAAGCAAUGCCUGUUCUCUUAAGAAAUUGUCCACAUCUAGCAACUCUAGUCCUUAAGGGUCUCUUACACCGUGUCACAGAUAAAUGUGGGGAUUCAUGUAUCUGCAUUUCGCCUGAGGAGAAAGGCCGUUCGCUUGUGUCUUGUCCAGUGAAGAGGUUAGAGACUAGGGAGUUGGAGAUCUACAUUAAAGAUGAUCCUCUACAUUUACAACAAAACCCCAAUUUACUGCAGGAACUAAUGCGUUACAACGAAUCAGGUCUCAGUCCCAAUGUUAACUUCAAGGUGCACGAAUCCAUGCCAUUGAACUGCACAAUGAAGUCUUCGUGA